AAUUCUGGCUAAAAGCACACACAGAAGUGUGUCAAAAUUUGUUGAUGAGUUGUAAAGUCCUGUUUAUUUCCCAUUCCUACAGAUCAUCACUGUCGGAUGGUAGCAACAAUAAGACGGAUAGUAGAGUAUUUUUAACACUGAAGGCACGCGCCGAUAUCCCUGACACACACGAGACAUACCCUGACAUUGAACAUUCCCCAUCCAGUGAUUACCCUACCCUAUCCCCAUCAAAUCCCAAAAUAUUCCCCGCCCAGAGAGUCACACUGUUGAGUGGGGAUGAAAGUGAGGUGCAGGAACACAGUGAGGAACCAGAUACUGUUGUCAUCACUAUUACCCAGAAUAUUACUAGAGACACUAAUAUAGAUACAAGCACGCCACUGGCACGGGAAACUGGGGAAGGUAUCCUAGUCCCCAUCAAUAAGACUGAAUCUGGGACUAGGGCUACCACACUGGUGCCAAGGAAAAAGAACAUUCUCGAUUAUGUAUACUCUGACAUUCAGCCACAGAGCUUCAGGCCACCCCCUGAAGUGGCAUAUCUUAAUGAAAAAAAUGAACCAAGUUUUGUAGAACUUACUACGGAAUCAACCACAACAACAACAACAACAACCACAACUCAAAAACCAAUAGUUGAGGCCAAAAUCCAUCCAGUUCCUCUAUUCUUUCGCAAUCGAGAGAAUUCCCCUUUGGAACUUAUUAUACCCACAACAACACCUUCACCUUACAACUGGGAUCAUGUAACCAGGUUGUCGUCAGCAACAACAACACUUGAGAGAAUUGUGGAAACUAGUCCUCUGCCUCGCAGGAGAUUUUUCAGUACACCUCCAUCAGCAACAGAGGGUAUCCUUAGGGUGGGUCAGAGAGGUACAUUCCCAGUGGAUUUCUUUGUCAAUAGAACACAAACCCCUUUUACAACGCCAAGAAAUUUAUUUUUCAAAGAAGUCCUCAAUAAGACACUCGAUUCAGGUGCCACAAGUGGUCGUCCAAUUGUCUCCCCGUACAAGAGUUUAGAGACUCUACUCACAACAGACAGUACCCUUCGGGGAGGAACCUCCUCCCUGAAACCCGUGGUGAGAAAUCAACCCACGAAUGCACCAACAUUUCGCAGUCAUUUCCUCAUCACGGCACCCCCAAGGAACAUUACAAGCACUGAGAGCACGACUGAGGUCACAACAGAAAGCACUACAACGAGCACUACUACAACGAGCACUACAACCAGCACAACAACGAGCACUACAACAGAGAGCACUACAACAAGCACACAGGCGCCCAUUGAAGAGACAACUGUCGCUGAGGAAGAACCUCCAGCGACAGAUCCGAGUGAGGUAGUAGAGGAUCUUACCUCACCCAUAAUUUCUAGGUCUAGGAAUAGAGGUACAACUAAGUCUCACACAACCCGAGGACGAAUUAAGGGAUCUUACGUCUACACAACUGCCAAUACUCUAGAUGUGGAUCCAACGACUUAUGCCCCGAAACUGAGGUUCAUUCCUCUGACCCAGGAGCCCAGGCCUGAAACUACAACAUCACCAGGAAGUAGUCGGAAGAGAGUGAUCAAAAUGAGAGUGCCUCAGAAGAGACUCCGCAAUAGAUUGACAACAUUCCAGGAUAGAUCCUUCCGUGAAGGUUCAGUUAAUAGGGAUAGACAACAAGAAGUUAUCCCUCUAGAGAAACUAUUUUCCAAAGUACAGAGUACCAGUGAAAAAUAUGAGAAGAAUACUACCAAAUUGGACAGUGAAGAUUCAACUGUCUCACCAACAGAUUCAAAGGUUAUUGAGAUAACUGAUCGCCCAGUUUAUUUCGCGCACUACAAACGCCUUUCAGAUAAACCAAAGAAACAUUAUCUGGAGAACUAUGAGUUCAUCCGGCCGGACGAUGACCUAACCAGGCAGGCCAAUCGUGAAAAAUUCCGUGCCACAGUAGAGAUGCCAGAAUUUAAUGUACCCACCGAAUCUGAAAGGGCAUCCUUCCGCGACAAUGUCGAGGCUGAAAAUGAAGAAGAAGAUGAGGAUGAAGAUGAUGAAGAAUUUGAAGAUGAAGAAAUCCCAGAUGAAGUUGAUGAUAUCCUUUUGUAUCAAGACCAAGACAAUCCCCUCCUUUAUGAGUACCCAGUGGAUACAGAGAUUCCCAGUGUUGUGGAAACCACAACAUCAACCACCCGUCGUACGACAACAACGACAACUACAACCCCUACGACAACGACAACGACUACCACGCCACCUCCGACGACAACCACGGAAGCAAUAACGACGACAAAGACCACAACUAAACCCCCACAAAGUACAACAACAAGAACGCUAAUCCCGCCACGCGCCUCCCGGGUAAACAAUGCCAUCAAGACAACCAUUGCAGCCUCGCUGCCGCGAAGGAUAGCGUCUCCGGCCGCCUCCCUGAAAUGUACAGACAAUUCGCCAAAUGCCAAGUGCAACGAAAUUCCUUCGAGAACCAAUAACCCAACAAGGGGUCGAGGAAGUUCACACUACUCAACCAGCGGCGAUCAACAUUCAACGGUGACAUCAAAUCGCGGAACGCAUCCUCCACGUGCCCGGCCUACACUCAAACCUUCCCAGACCAUUGUCUCAAAGGCUCAGGAGUACAUCGACAUCUACCGCUUCCCACCAUGGCGUCCAGACCCAGUCUAUCCACAACCAACUCCUGACAAGACUGCCGCCAAGUGUCGCAAAGAUGUCUGUCUCCUGCCUGACUGUUUCUGCGGAGGAAAGGAUAUUCCAGGUGAUAUGCCAGUGGAGCAUGUACCACAGAUUGUGUUGCUAACAUUCGAUGACUCAGUGAAUGACCUCAACAAGCAACUCUAUAUGGAUCUGUUCGAGAAGGGACGCGUUAAUCCCAAUGGAUGCCCCAUUACGGCUACCUUUUACGUGUCGCACGAAUGGACAGACUACAGCCAGGUGCAGAAUCUCUAUGCUGAUGGACAUGAAAUGGCAUCCCAUACAGUCUCGCACAGCUUUGGGGAACAAUUCAGCCAGAAGAAAUGGACACGAGAAGUGGCUGGACAGCGUGAGAUUCUCGCAGCCUAUGGUGGAGUGAAGCUGGAAGAUGUCCGUGGUAUGCGAGCACCGUUCUUGUCAAUUGGCGGCAACAAAAUGUUCAAAAUGCUCUACGACUCUAACUUCACCUACGACUCCUCUAUGCCCGUUUACGAAAACCGACCACCUAGCUGGCCCUAUACACUCGACUACAAAAUCUUCCAUGACUGCAUGAUCCCACCCUGUCCCACCAAGAGCUACCCAGGUGUCUGGGAAGUGCCCAUGGUGAUGUGGCAGGAUCUCAAUGGUGGUAGAUGCUCAAUGGGAGACGCUUGUGCCAAUCCACCUGAUGCUGAGGGUGUGGUUAAGAUGCUGAUGAAGAACUUUGAGCGACAUUACACAACAAAUAGGGCUCCAUUUGGACUCUACUACCAUGCGGCGUGGUUCACACAGCCACACCACAAGGAAGGCUUCAUUGCCUUCCUGGACGCCAUCAAUGCCAUGAAGGAUGUGUGGAUCGUUACCAACUGGCAGGCACUCCAGUGGGUGCGUGAUCCAACGCCCAUCUCACGACUCAACUCCUUCCAACCUUUCCAGUGCAAUUAUGCAGGUCGUCCUAAACGCUGCAACAACCCAAAAGUGUGCAAUCUGUGGCACAAAUCCGGCGUGAGAUACAUGCGAACGUGCCAGCCAUGUCCUGACAUCUACCCAUGGACCGGAAAAUCCGGAAUUCGAUCAUCCCGGGUGGACAAUGACAUCGAGGAGUGAACGCAUCUCCCCGGAUAUUGGCCACAAAUUUCCUCUUGAAAACGAAGAAGAAAUCCAAGAAUUUCAAACCUACAGAAAGACAAACGAGAAGACAAACUUUUAGAACUGAUAAAAAAAUUGUAUGUGACAAAAAAAAAAUUGUGAAUUUGGCUUAUUAAUUUAUUUAUUGCUGAGAGACAAAAAGAAAGCAUAAAAAAGAGCAUACAAGAAUGGAUAAAAUACUGCGAAUCAAUUAAUUUCUGAUGCAUUAGUGCGUCCUUUAGAUUUUUUUUUAUCCUAACCACGUGUCUUGUGAUAAUGACGUUAAUAUUUUCUGCCUCGGGAAUUAUGCAUCUCUUGUGAAGAAUACUCUCGCACGCUGGGCUCAGAGAUUAAUUGACUUUUUUUUUUUUAAAUAAUCAAUCAAACAAAUCAAGUUCAACUUUUAGGGAUAAGUUAUUAAGGUGUCCAGCAAAUCGUCUGCCGCGACAAGUGAGAAUUAACACACUAUUUAUGAACAAUAUUCGAAGCCAUUUUUUUUACUUAAUUUUAUUGCGACUUUAGUGGACUCUCCGAGAGGUUUUAAUUGAUUGUGCGAUGUCUCAGGCACGGUGAAUGAUAGGCUGCAUACCUUUUUGACUCACGACAAAGAAGUAAUUAAACAAAAAAACAUGAUGGCGAAUUUAAGUGUAAGAUUUGAGAACAAAAUAUUGUAAAACUGUUUUAUUUCUAUGGCUUCUAUUAUAUUUUUUUUUAUAAGAACUUUCUUUUCUAGUAGAAUUCUUUGAAAACUUCUUUCAAUUUUUCCAAGCGCUGUCUUUUUUUUUGCAAAAGAAUCUUUUGGCAGCUUUGUUUUAUUUUAUUUUUUUCUUAAAAAUAUUUUUCCAACAACGCUUAAUGGAGUUUGAGAAGUUGAAGUGCGUGACUUCUGCGUGAAAAUGUAUUAUUUUCUUUGAAAGUAUUUUGUGCAAAAGCACUUGCGAGAAAUUUAGAGAUAUUUCUGCUAAAAAAAAAAUGAAAUGAUAUUUUGAGGAGAAUCCUUUCCUUCCGAAGUGUCCAUGAGAAAUAUCUGAAAACACUCUAUGUAAUUAUUUUAUAGGCUUUAUGUAAUAAAAAAACAAUGAAAAAUGUAUUAGAAAUAAAAGAAAAAAUCAUAUUUAAAAAAAA
Molecule: messenger RNA, 4895 nt
Organism: Phlebotomus papatasi
Lineage: Eukaryota; Metazoa; Arthropoda; Insecta; Diptera; Psychodidae
Gene: Cda5
Product: mucin-2
Exons: 6
Coding region: 45-3749 (1234 amino acids)
Biological process (GO): carbohydrate metabolic process
Cellular component (GO): extracellular region
Molecular function (GO): hydrolase activity, acting on carbon-nitrogen (but not peptide) bonds; chitin binding
Source: RefSeq, a predicted model, not a curated record